AUGGAAUAUACCCUCGAGCCCAAUCGACCGAUGAAGCAUGUCGAUCGGAAAGCCUUGUACACCCGCCUAGAGGCGCGCAUCACUUACCUGCGAGACUUCCUAGACUUCAAUUCCGGUGACGUUGAAGCUUUGGUGGCAGGCUCCAAGUACAUCAAGGCCCUAAUCCCUGCCGUCGUCAACAUCGUCUAUAAAAAGCUUCUUGAAUCCGACAUCACCGCUCGUGCCUUCCACACCCGAGACACGGCUGAUAAUACCCCGGUUGAGGAGUUCUUCACAGAAGAUAGCCCCCAGAUUCAACGUCGGAAGAUGUUUCUGCGGUGGUACUUGAUCAAGCUGUGUUCCGAUCCUUCCCAGAUGGAAUUCUGGCGGUACUUGAACAAAGUUGGAAUGAUGCACACUGCACAGGAACGUCUGUACUCGCUCAACAUCGAAUACAUCCACAUCGGCGCUUGCCUCGGCUUCAUCCAAGAUAUCUUCACCGAAGCCCUCAUGUCACACCCCCAUCUGUCUCUCCCUCGCAAGACGGCCCUCGUCCGAGCCAUCAGCAAGAUCAUCUGGAUCCAGAACGACCUGUUCGCAAAGUGGAGGAUCAGAGACGGUGAGGAGUACGCUGAUGAGAUGUCGGAGAUCCUCGUGGAUGAAAAAGAAGGCUACCUGGGCGAAAAGAAGAUCCUAGGUGACAGCAGUGCCUCUGCAAGCUCGAGUGAGGAUGACCGCUCUAGUGUCCAUAGUGGCACGAUCCCUAGUACAGCCUCGGCAUGUCCAUUUGCAGAUAUGGCAAAGCCCGCGUCAGAGACCAAGAUUUGGGCCGGGUCCAACUAA
Aspergillus sclerotioniger CBS 115572 is the source of this 822-nucleotide messenger RNA. Its product is annotated as protoglobin family protein. NCBI's taxonomy places the organism in Eukaryota, Fungi, Ascomycota, Eurotiomycetes, Eurotiales, Aspergillaceae. The transcript is spliced from 3 exons. The record is from RefSeq and is a predicted model, not a curated record. Gene Ontology annotation, molecular function: oxygen binding; heme binding. The coding region runs from base 1 to 822 and encodes 273 amino acids.